This is a messenger RNA of Naegleria gruberi, 1509 nucleotides long. RefSeq lists its product as uncharacterized. The record is from RefSeq and is a predicted model, not a curated record. NCBI's taxonomy places the organism in Eukaryota, Heterolobosea, Eutetramitea, Acrasida, Naegleriidae. The transcript has 5 exons. Gene Ontology annotation, cellular component: super elongation complex. The coding region runs from base 1 to 1509 and encodes 502 amino acids. Gene Ontology annotation, molecular function: transcription elongation factor activity. Gene Ontology annotation, biological process: regulation of transcription elongation by RNA polymerase II; positive regulation of DNA-templated transcription.
AUGAAUACAAAUUUACAAAAAGAUUGUGAAUAUUCAAUAGAAUUAGGUGAUUCAUUUUCACAAUUAACAAAUUCAUCUUCUAAUAAUUCAUCUAAUUCUUCAUCUUCUAAUAAUGAAUUUCAUUCACUUGUUUAUAAAUUUAAACCUAAAAGUCUUAAAGAUAAUAGUUGGGAAGGUAAAAUAGAUAUAGAUACAUCAUCUACUAUUGUACAUUUAAAUACUAAUAAUUCAAGAUUAUUUAAAGGUACAUUUGAAUCUUAUAAAAAACCAAAUAUUCAUGAAUGUAUUUUAAUUUAUGAUAAAAAUAGUAAUACUUUUACUUUGGAAAAAUUACAUGCUACUAUUGGUGCUUUACAACAAAUUGAUAAUAAUUCUUCAUCUUCAAAUAAUUUACAAAAUUUAAAUAAUAAUAAUUCAUUAAAUAAUAUGAUGAUGAAUAAUAUUAUUACUGAAACUAUUACAAGUAAUUAUUUGAAUAAUAAUAAUAAUAUGAAUAAUAGUAAUAAUUUGAAUAAUAAUAAUAAUAAUUUGAAUAGUAAUAUGAAUAGUACAAUGAUGAGAUCAAAUUCAUCUUCAUCUACAACUCAAUUAUUAAAUUCAACUGUAUCAUCUAAAACAACAACACCUCCAAAGAGAAGUUUAACACCAAGUAGUUCAACACAUUCAUUAGAUAUUGAAUUACCAAAGAAGAAAUUAAAAGAUUCACCUCCUACUUUUAAUCCUACUUUUAUGACAAGUAAUAAUAAUAUGACUAAUAUGAUAAAUUCUAAUAUGACAAAUAGUAAUAAUAAUAGUAAUAGUACAAAAGGAUGUGAAUUAAUUUCUAAAAUGAAUAAUUUAACUCAUUUAGAAUUAAAUUCAACUGGUGUUACUGGUGAUGGUAUUCAAUAUUUUCAACAUUUAAAUAAAUUAUCUAUAUUAGGAAUUACAGGUGAAAAAUGGGAAAUUAAAGAUGAACAUAAUAUUAAAGAUAUUUCCUAUUUAAGUAACUUGAAAAAAUUAACAUUUUUAGAUUUAUUUAGAACUGAUAUAGUUAAUCAAGAUUUGAUUCAUAUUUCUAAAUUAAGUCAUUUAAAAUAUUUAAAAUUAGAUUGGAUUACAUUUGAAGGAAUUAAACAUUUAAUUAAUUUAACAAAUUUAAAAGAAUUAAAAUUAAUUGAUUCUGAAAUUGGUGAAAAGGGAAUUAAAAUUAUUUGUGAAAAAUUUCCAUGUUUAUCAAAUUUAAAUUUGGCAGAUGUAACAACAGGCGUCUAUGGUGAUAAAUCUCAAGGAGGACUUUGGCUUUCAUCUCUAGUUGAUAUAAGUCACGAGGAUGACAUCUAUCUGAUAGACUACUUCUUGAUGAAUAAGUUGAAGAGGAAGAUGAAGUGGACAGAAUCUACUUUCUGGUCACUCAAAGUAUUGACAUUUGUGACAAAUGAUUACAAAGCAGCCUCAGACAAAUCCAUUGCAAAACCUGUAAUCUCAGGAAUGUUAGAAGAGGAAGGUCAGCCAUUGAAAGAAAUUUAA